AUAAUAGCGGUCAGAUAAUAAAAAAUAUGAUCUCAGUCAAUUAAUACUGCUAUAGUGUAUGAAACUAUCAAUUAUAAUUCUAUUGAUUUAUUUAUAUAAUAAACGUAAAGAAAUUUAAAUUAUUUCAUGUAUUUAUUUUACCUUUACUUUUCUUUAAUGUUAUUUGAGAAACACUGUAGAAAUCGUAUAACAUGUUUCAAAAACAUUUGUAAAUGUUAUUGGUUAUAUUUUGUAAAUAUAUUUUUUCAUCAUUAUUCUCGGUUAUUUUAAGGUCGAUUAUUUUAAGGUGUAAGAAUGUAUUUUGUUAUAUUUAGAAUAUUACGGAUAUAAAUUGCUAUAAAGUCUACAUAAAUGGGAAACGUCUUUUAUACAUUAUCAUUAUACAUAUGAAAAUUUGUCUUUCACGUAGUUAUGGUAACUUUAUAUGUACGUAUUUAUUAAAUUAGUUAAAAUAUUUUAUACAAAUUUCAACCACUAAUUAAAAAAUAAUUUUUAAUUCUUUUAUAAAACAUUAAUAUUUAAAAAUAAUUAUAAUUAUUAAUAAUCUGAAAUAAAAAAAACGAUUGUAUCUAUUAUAAAACAUGGUUUAUAACAAAGAGCACAAAUUAAUUUUGCAAACAAUUAUGCACGAAGGUUUUCUCUCCGAAAACAAAGCAAAAGAGUUAAUUAUUAAGUUAUUUAAUGAUAAUAAAGUUGUACCAGUAAUAAAUCAAAUAAAUGAAAUAUUACAACCUUUAAACAUGUUGAUCAAAAGAAUACAGUGUGAAAUUACAGGACAAUUGUAUUGGGUUUUAAUAAGUACGGUGCUGGAUGAAGUAACCAGGUUUCAAGCUAAAUUUUCAAAAAAUCAAUUGGCUUUGUUAAGAAUUAUAUUUUCUGAAAUUAUAAUAUCAAACAAUGGAUGCAUACAAAGUACAAUGUGUUUAAAUUUAUGCUCUUCAUCAGAUGUGAAGAUGUCAAAAGCAGAUGCUGAAGAUUUUCUUGAGGAUAUGGUUAAUAGAAAAUGGUUAAUUUACAAGGAUGGUUAUUACUAUAUGGGUAUAAGAAGUAUAACAGAAUUAAUGCCAUAUUUUAAAGCUACCUAUGAAAGUAACUUAAAUACAUGUUACCUUUGCAAACAAAUUCUUUUUCAUGGUAAAAAAUGUAAUUGUGAAACCUUCUUUCACUUGUAUUGCUUGAAGAAAUUCAGUAUGGUUUGUGAUCCAAUGAAAUGUCCUAAUUGCAAUACAGUUAUCUCAGAUGUUGAUCUAUCUGGUAGUAUUUUUUAUUCAUUUCUUUUAUAUUUUUUUAUAUUUUUUAUAAUGAAAUUAACAUACGUAGGUAUACAAGAUGAUUUGACACUAGUAGAAGAGGAUACGAGUAAAGUAAAAAAAUCCAGCAAAAAGGUUUUAAGAAAUAGAAACUAGAUUUAGUUAAAAUACAAAACAAAAUUUAUUUUCAUCCAUAAAUUUUGUAUUAUUAUAAAUAGUGUACUAUGUCAUACAUGUGCAUAUAUGAUAUAUUAUAUCUACAAAUAUAUACAGUAAAACAAUAUAAAUAAAUCUGUAGUGUCUCAACUGUUCUGAUUUUUUUCAAAUUUUUCUCUCAAAUAUUUGAGACCAGCUGUUAUACUUGCUUCAUCUAUACUUCUAUUUUGCUUCAUCUGAUUUUGUACAAUAUUACUUGAUUUAUAUAGUCCAGGAUCAAUUGAUGAAGUAGAACUACUUUGAUUUAUUGUUUCAGUCACAUUAUUAUAUUCAGUAUUAGAAUCAUUUGUGGAUGUACUUGAGUUAGGAGGAAGUGGUAUAUCAUAAGAAUGUAUUUCAUUUUCAUAAGAAUCUAUUUCAUUUUCUGUAGCAUCCUGUUGAUAUGGAUGAGACUUGAUGUCAUUAUAAAUACUCAAGGGUAUAUCAGCAUUUUCAGAAUUUAAAUAACCAGCACUUUUUGAAUUUUUAUAUACUGGUCCAAAUUCAGUAACUCUCAUUUUCCUACAUUUCUGUACCCACUCUUCCUGAGACAUUUCAUACCAAUGUGUUCUUUUGCCUAGAAGUUCUCCUAAAGCUUUUAUUUUAUUUUCUUUUUCUAAUUCUUUAUUUUUUUCCAUACUUUGGUUUUCAUUAUUUUCUUUCUUAGUUUCUUUAACUUUGAUUAAAUUUUCUUCUGUAUUAUGCAUAUUUUCUGAUGCAUUUUGACUAGAUUCACUGUCAUUCUUUUCUUUAAACUCUUCCUCUAUUGUAUCUAUAGGUAAUCCUGCUCUAAUACACUGUCUAAUUUUAGCUGCUUUUAAUCUAUUAUGUUCCAUUUUCUGUCUCAAUUCUUUUAAUUCUUUUAUCUCUGUCUGUUUUCUCUCUGUUUCUUUUCUUAAAUUAAACAGAUUCUUCUGUUGCUUAAUUCUUUCUUCCUCAUCUUGUGAAAAUGCAUAAUAACCAACACCAUGGGUUCUAGCUUCAUCAAAUAAAAUAUCCUGAUAAUGUAUAUUCACUUUAUCAGCUAGUUUUUGCGUUUGUUCCUCCCAUUUUCUCCUCAUAAUUUCUAUUUCAGGUUCUUUCUCUUCUUCCACAUAAUUUUGAUCAACAGCAUCAUUGGUUUUUGGAUCAAUUCCUUUUUUAUUUAUAAUUUGUUGUUUAAUCAAUUGAUCCUUUUCUUGCAUCAAAGGCAAAUCUUCCCGUAAACAUUUUCUUGUGCGGCCAAAACAAUCUUCAUAUUCGACCCAGUCAUCCUCAUUUUCUAAUACUGCAUCAGUUUCAUCUUUUGAUAAUGGUUCCUCUUCAGAUUCAUCUGAUUUAUUUGUAAAGUCAACAAGAAAAUUCUCAUUAGUGGUUCUGGAUUUUUUUAAUCGUUCGUAUAAUCUUGCUUUUGCCUCCAGCAUCAAUUUUGACUUUUUAUGGGUAUCAACAUCCUCAAUAUACUCUGGUAUUUUUGAAUUUUCCUUUUUAGAUUCCUCUUCAACUUUUUUGGACUUCUUCUUUUGUAGCUUUGAUGCUAUAUGACUAAUUUCUGAUUUCAAUUUCGCUUCAUUUACUUCAUGUUGCUUUUUUAAAAGCUCUGCUUUUAAACCAACGAGCGAUGAAAAAUUUAUAUUAAUCUUUUUCGUGUUAUUCAUUUUUAAAUAAUUAUUUAAAAUUAUUAAUUAUUUAAAAAAUUAUUUUAUUGAUAUUACGAAUUCAUAAUUCAAUCGCACUUGGAAAAUGAUUAUGGAUAUACUUUUUCUGAUUUAUGCCCUUUACAGGAGUGUAAUAAAUUGAAUAUUUUAUCAUUUAUUUUUUUCUUAAAUGUCAAUGUAAAAUAUUAAUUAUAGGUUAUGGUAUUAAUAAUAUUUGCCUUCAAAGUGUAUUUAAAGCAUAAAUUUCAAUUUGUAUAAUCAGAUAUGUAUAUAUACAUUAAAAUAAGUAGAUUUGAUCUUGUUUUAAAGAAUCAUAACUUUAAGUAACAUGGUUAACAAAUUCUAAAUUUCGUUUACGUGAAAAUUUAUACAAAUGAAUCUUUUAAAGAUCUUCAUACCAACAUAUCAAAGGUAACUGCUGGAAAGGCUCCACACACACACACAUAUAUUAAUACGCGCGCACGCGAGCUUACACGUACACACGCACACCACACACACCACACAUAUCAUCGUUGGAAUAAAAGAAAUUGAAACUUUUAUUAGAAGUAUUAAUUAAGUAAUUAUCACUUGUAUUAUUUAAAAAAUUAUUUUUAUAAGAAUUAA
Molecule: messenger RNA, 3685 nt
Organism: Heterotrigona itama
Lineage: Eukaryota; Metazoa; Arthropoda; Insecta; Hymenoptera; Apidae
Source: the annotation of a GenBank genome assembly